Messenger RNA from Entrophospora sp. SA101, 444 nucleotides. Lineage: Eukaryota; Fungi; Glomeromycota; Glomeromycetes; Entrophosporales; Entrophosporaceae. The record is from the annotation of a GenBank genome assembly.
AUGACAGAUGAUAAUUCAAACAACCCAUAUACAAUCAAUGAGCCAGUAGUACCAGUUCCAGUAUCUAAUGCUUUACAUGAGGCUGUAAUAAAGCAUUCUUCAGGCCAGGACAGUUACAUGCAUCCAGAUGAAACUCCAUUAAGCAGAACAUCUUCACAACCCUUCAAUGGGUUACGAGCGACUAUACCUGAUCUUGCACCACAAAGAACGUCAGAGCAAGAACAUUGCAUUCAAUUUCUACCUGAUUUUUCUUGCGUUGUGGAUGAUGGUGUCCCUUUAUUGGUCUCUGAAAUUAAACCAUUUGGGUGUGGUCCUCUAAAAAGGAAAAAAGAUAUUGUAAGAGUUCAUUUGCGAGCAAGAAAAGCAAUUAAUCAGCAAUUGUCUUUGAAAAGUGGUCCAGGAGAGUCGGAGAUAUUUCUUAACUGUGGUUUUGUUUUUAUAUGA